AUGCUCGAGUCGAUGCAGCGCCAUCAACAGCAACAGCAACAACGGCAACAAGAGCAACUUAGCCAGUUUGGACGCCUCCUACCCAGCUCUACCGGACUCUACGUACUACCGCGAACCGGAGGUUAUCCGGCGGCGUCGAAUGGUCGUUUGGAACUACAUAUGCUAGUCAAUACUGGUAUGCCACCAGAAUUGCUAGGAAUGGUGGAAAGACCAUUGGAUCGACACCAUAUGUUCGCGGCGCCUGUGGCAGAACCGCUACCAGUCGGUGCCAGUCCGCAGGAUAUUGAAAAAUGCACGGAAAAGAUCAGUUUCAUCAAAGAUGUUGAG
Cylicostephanus goldi is the source of this 327-nucleotide messenger RNA. NCBI's taxonomy places the organism in Eukaryota, Metazoa, Nematoda, Chromadorea, Rhabditida, Strongylidae. The record is from the annotation of a GenBank genome assembly.